Molecule: messenger RNA, 2035 nt
Organism: Scleropages formosus (Asian bonytongue)
Lineage: Eukaryota; Metazoa; Chordata; Actinopteri; Osteoglossiformes; Osteoglossidae
Gene: as3mt
Product: arsenite methyltransferase
Exons: 10
Coding region: 422-1564 (380 amino acids)
Biological process (GO): arsonoacetate metabolic process; toxin metabolic process
Cellular component (GO): cytosol
Molecular function (GO): arsenite methyltransferase activity
Source: RefSeq, a predicted model, not a curated record
CCCGCGACCCGGCCCCGGAUAGCGGAGGAGGAUGGAAUGGAAUGGAAAAAUCAUACAUUCAUUCAAAUAUUCAUACUCACAUACCUUUUCACAGGGUCUACUUUUUCCACAGCACAAUGUAUGUAUUACUUAGGAGACAUUGCUCUGAGUUUUUUUUUUAUGCAGUCUGUACAGCCAUGCAUGAUUUCCACCUUUGACACAACAGAAGUCACUGUCAGUAAUAAUAAUACAAGUAUUGCCAGUACUUCUACAAGAAUACUAAUAUGACUAUGGCUAAAAACAUAGUAAGGGACAGUUAUUUAUUCAUUUUUUUAAAAGCUUAACACAUUUUUACUGUUUCUUCAAAAUAGAUAAAUGACAAUAUUCAGCAUCAUUACGUUUUGCCAGUGAUCUUCUGACCUGUGGAUCCACUCACCUUUGGAUGUACUGUUCCUGUUUCAGCUGCCCUACCAAAGAAUGUAUGCCGGAGUCAGAAAUUUAUGAAGAUGUGAAGGACUAUUAUGGAAGGGUGCUGAAGAGCACCUCUGACCUAAAGAGCAAUGCUUGCCUGACUCCGGCCACACCGGUGGCACCCGCUGUCCGCAGAGUCCUGGAGGAAGUGCACCCUGAAGUCACCCGCAGGUACUAUGGAUGUGGGAUGGUGGUCCCAGAAUGCCUGGAGGGCUGCAGAGUGCUGGAUCUGGGAUGUGGAGCUGGAAGGGACUGCUACAUGCUGAGCCAACUCGUGGGUGACAGGGGUCUUGUUACAGGCAUCGACAUGACAGAGGAGCAGCUGGAUGUGGCCAGAAAAUAUGUUGGUUACCAUACUAAGAAGUUUGGUUACAAGAAACCAAAUACUGAAUUUGUUCAAGGAUACAUUGAGGCUCUGCAGGAGGCAGGACUGAAGGGAAGCUUCUAUGAUAUUAUAAUAUCAAACUGUGUGGUGAAUUUGUCUCCAAACAAGAAGCAUGUUCUAAAGGAGGCUCAUCAUGUGCUGAAGGAUGGUGGGGAGCUGUAUUUCAGUGAUAUUUACUGCAGCCACAGGCUUCCGGCAGAGAUCAGGACUCACAAAGUCUUGUGGGGUGAGUGUCUCGGGGGCGCUCUGUGGUGGGAGGACCUGCUGCGACUGGCUGAAGAAGUGGGAUUCUGCACCCCAAGACUGGUUGCUGCCAGCACUGUCACCGUUGGGAACAAGGAGUUGCAGAGCCUUCUCCGAGACUACAAAUUUGUUUCAGCAACGUUCCGUCUCUUCAAGAUCCCAAGAAACGUAUCCAACGAGAGCUGUCGGGUUAUAUAUGAUGGGAAUGUUACCGGACAUGAGGACUUCCUCAAGUUUGAUGCCUACCAUACAUUUAGGAAAAAUGAGGUGGUGACUGUAGAUGGAGAGCUGGCCAGCAUCCUGAAGAUGUCCCGGUUUGCUGAGGAGUUCACAUUCCAGGACCAUGCAGAGAAUAAAACAGGAUCCUGUUGUGUGAUGCCCAAGGCGGUGAGCUGGAACCCCUUUGAGCUGGAGCUCCCGCAGGGUGGCAGUGCGGACGCGUCCGCUGGGGGAUGCUGUGGAGCACAGCCAUCGUGUUGCCCCUGAGACCAGUGGAACCCUGUGGGGAGACACCCUGACUCGACCUAAUGCCCAUAAGUGCUCACACUUAUUCAACGCUCAAGAAAUAUUCCUUGAAAAGUCCUUAAAAAUGGCUUGAUGAUGUUCAGAUUGUCAGUGGUUAAAGUAAGCACUUAGUGAGUACAAAAAUACAUUUGAUUGGUGCUUCAUUUAGCUUGAAAACUAAAUAAUUAUUAGAUAAUUUUUGCUUUAAAAUGUAAACCUAUUGUGGUGUCUCUUGUGCUGCUGCUUUAUAUUGUGAGAAACAUAUAAUUUUAUGAUGGAGUAAUAUUUUACUGUACUACUGAAUUGUUACUCUAAAUUUUAUAUGUAAAUUAAUGAAUUUUACAUGCUCUGCAUAAUUUAAAACUUAGUUAUGAUUAUAUAUUGUUUAUGAUUUUAAAGUACUGAUAAUGUCAUUUACCAUUUCUUAUCCUUGAAUACAUAUUGCUUCAUAAA